Molecule: messenger RNA, 237 nt
Organism: Didymodactylos carnosus
Lineage: Eukaryota; Metazoa; Rotifera; Eurotatoria; Philodinida; Philodinidae
Source: the annotation of a GenBank genome assembly
AUGAAAAGUCGUGUCGAGCUGGGAGAUGUCUCAUUUCGUGACACGACAUUACCGCGAACGACAGUGCCACGAAUACAAAAAGCGACAUUACCGCGAACGACAGAACCGCGAAGACUCGUUUACUGGAAAAGAAAAAUAAGUGAGCCUGCCUUAACGUCGCUGGUUGGUUUAAGCUUUAAUCUUGAACCAGAACGAAAUCGAGAAUAUAAAUUCCCAUUAUAUCAUUCUGAAACUUAA